AUGUCGGAUUUCAGACUCAAACAGGAGAAACUUCCUCCCGCGCUGGUAUUUCUCACGACCGUGUGUCCCGGACUCCCUUACCUAGAUGAAAACACCCAUUUUUCUGUAAGUUCUCUUCUAGAUAGAAGCAAAACCAAAACAAUAGAACACUUCAAUUGGCCAUUGACGGGACUGGUGACGUCUCCCUCGGUGCUGGCCACGCUAGAAGACGUCUACUUGAAUGUGGCUCGCCCACCAUACCAGACGGACGACAACAAGAACGCAGAACUGUCGACAUAUGUGCUGCUUCCGUUGCAUAUCACUAGUUUGUUCGCCCAAGUGGUCCAGGAGACGGGCGAGCAGAAUGAUAAUAGCAAUAAUAGACAUCUCCAUAUUGGCGCAAGUGUCAAUCCGUUGGUCCACGAUCCCUUCCGUUUGGUGCUGUUGAAUGCGGGCUGUCUCAGUGCCAUCAUUCGCUUACCCCAUGAACCCAAGCCAGCUCAUGGGUCUGGUGGGGUUCGUGAACCUUUGAACAAACUUGCCAAUAGUCUCAAUCGUGUUCUACGCUUCGGCACUCUGGAACUGUCGGACCCGGAUCCGCUCUUCCAUCUGAUUCCAGGCCAUGUAGAUGCCGAGGGCAGCAACUCUCGCAAGGCGCCCAAAGAUUCGCCUUUCGCUCACCUUGUAGACUUCAAUCAGAAACUCUAUUACGCACAGAUGGAUUCGCCAGCGGUGCAAAAACUCUUGGUCAGCGUCAACAUAAACGUUUUAAAUAUCUUUGCGCUAGAUGAAAAGUUCGACUAUGCCAACACUUCUACGGUUGUGUCAACCAAUACGCUUUUCCCGGCCCCUCAACCGCAAGCAUCUGCUACCGCAUCAGCGUCGUCUACUGCUAGUGUCACACUGACCCAUUCCCAGGUCGCUCCUUACAACAAGGUCGUAGAACGGCCAAUCCUCCGGUUGCAGUUUAAAUGCUCUAUUGUUGUAACAAGCAUGUUAGUUCUCAAGUCAGAACCAGCUGUCGUUCUCGGUUUGAAUACUGGAGAGGUCAUCUACAUCAAUCUAUGCAACUUGACUUACCGCCAUUUCACUGACCUUGGCGCUGAUGGCUCUGAUCAGCAAUCCGUUGCCAUUCCUGACGCUAUAACUGCUAUCAAUGCGAUUGUGCAUCCAUCGAGGGGACAUCUUUUAAUUCUCGGAAAUGCCUCCGGAGAAGUCAUGAUUCUUGAUCCGUUUGCACCAGCAAGCUCAAGUUCGAAGCCUUAUAAAAAAACAGUAACAGGCAAGGACAAAUUCGUUACUUUCUUUAAGAAAUUUGAUCUAAGUUUCACGGCAGGAAAGGAGCCAAACUCUGCAGGCGAUUCAUCUCCUGCUUACAUUGUUGGUCACUUCAAACUCAGUCAUAAGCCCAUCACUUGCAUUGCCAGUACCAUUGCACACGAUGCCCGUAUUCAAUUCCCCAGCAACCCAAUGAUUAUUGCAAUUGCCUCAGAAGAUGGUUUCGUCCGUUUUAUUGACCUAAUUGCCACUCAUGGAAAAAAUUAUGGUGACCCAUCCAAUUUUUACAAUCUGCUGAUACUCACAGACAUUAUAUCUUGCUAUUUCCAGGACGGUGUAAGAUUCAUCGAGUUUUCGCCUGAUUUUCGUUUCAUAUGUAUUUGUGGAAAAGGAGACUCAAUUGAAAUUUUCAAAAUGAGCUACUACAAUGUCAAUGGAUUGCUCUUGAAAAAUAACGAAGUCCCAAAGAAGGGAGGGCGCUCGCGCAGUAAUACAAUUACUAGUUCGACUUCUAACACUCAUAACCUGUCUUUGUUUUCGCCUCCCAUGAGUUCAAAUACUUCUCAAACAUUCGAAAUGCAACGCGAAGAUUCGCAUGAAGCAAAGUAUCCUCCUACAAUAAAGGACAUCGUCAUAGUGAGCAGAUUCAAAGCCCACACAAACACUGUCGAGCGUAUAGCGUUCGUAAAAGCUGAUGAAUUUCAUCAGACCAAGUCCAAACCUGGCCAUGAUGUCUACAAUUUCAUCUCAUGUGGAAAAGAUGGCAAUGUUAUGGUUUGGGAGCUCAACACCAAAGCUCUCACAAAGACUAAAAAGACACAUUUGAUCACAGCCCACCGAAACCAGUCUGUAAUUAGUGAGAAACGAUCCGAAAGACAUACUCCUUUGGUGAGUGAAAGUAUGUCGGCAAGUCAAUCACAAGCCACGAAUAGAACACUUCCAAGCUUGCUUCCCAAAAAACACCAGAGAAAUAGAUCCAUAACUUCACAUGAUGACAAUCCACUUGCUCUGUCUUUUAGUGCGUUGGGAAUUAAUAAUUUGUUAGGUUCAAGCCCCCCACCUCAAAACCAGACAGAAAAUUCGGAGGAACAGAGCAAUAUUGUCAAUUCUCUCUAUAGAUCUCUUUACGAACUACGUUUGAAAAAGCAUUACGGAAAACAAGAGAGCAAGCACAAGUUUCAGUGCGUUUUGCAUGGAAUUGUUGAUGACUCCGAAGUUCCCAUCAUGAGAAUUCCUUUGCUCACUAUGAACCUUCUGUGUCUAAUCAAAGAAGCCAGUAUAAGUGGGUUUCACCUUGCUUCAAAUGAUUUUUGGAUUUUUGGAAGUACUGGUGACAUAUUUAGGUACAAAAUCGAAUAG
Messenger RNA from Australozyma saopauloensis, 2616 nucleotides. RefSeq lists its product as uncharacterized. Gene Ontology annotation, biological process: carbon catabolite repression of transcription. Gene Ontology annotation, molecular function: protein binding. The coding region runs from base 1 to 2616 and encodes 871 amino acids. NCBI's taxonomy places the organism in Eukaryota, Fungi, Ascomycota, Pichiomycetes, Serinales, Metschnikowiaceae. Gene Ontology annotation, cellular component: cell division site; cell tip; nucleus. The record is from RefSeq and is a predicted model, not a curated record. The transcript has a single exon.